CUUGAAAGAUGAUAUGAGAUUAGGCUGACAGCCAUGUUGCAAAAACACAUUUAUUGUUGCUUGUUUCAUCUCAUCCCAAGACGCAAUUCAAUUCCCAUGCCAUGACUUCCUCUUUACCUCUCCCUUCAAACCCUCCUCUCACUCCUCUCAACCACAGACCCCGCACUCGCCUUCCUUUCACUCUCAAUCUCACUCCAACCCCCAAAUUCCACAUCUCUGCCUCUUCUUCAUCUUCCAAUUGGGAGAGAGAAGAGGCUCGGUGGCUCCGAGAAGAGCAACGCUGGCUCCGAGAAGAGCAGCGAUGGUUGCGAGAAGAGUCUCGCUGGACCACCGAACGCCAAUCCCUGCUCCGAGAGAUUUCCGAGCUCAAAUUCCGGAUCCAGCAACUGGAGCACCAGAGUUCGGUGUCCGCAUCCAUUCCCGACAUCGCUGCGCUGUUGCAGCUGCCCAAAGAUUCCGCGGAAGUGGCUAGGAUCGCGGAGAGCGGGUCGAGUGCGCUUCCUAUGGUUUUGGAGUCGAAGGAGGUGAAGGAGGAGAAAGUUGGAGACCAGAAAAAGAGGAAGACGUUGAGGGUAGGUUCUGAAGGAGAAGAGGUUCGGGCAAUGCAGGAAGCACUUCAAAAUUUGGGAUUUUAUUCUGGUGAGGAAGAUGUGGAAUUUUCCAGCUUCUCAAGUGGGACUGAGAGAGCUGUAAAAACUUGGCAGGCCUCAUUAGGUGCUCCUGAGAAUGGCAUUAUGACUGCAGAACUCUUAGAAAGAUUAUUUAUGGAGCAACAUAUUGAAGCUGCUGGCUUGAAAAGAAACAUAGACCCAAAAGAAAAUGAUGCAUCUCCACCAAAGGAGGGUGUAAAUGGCGCUCUAGUUGCUUCUGUAACAGAAAUAUCAGAAAUUCAGCAAAAAGUUCUAAAGGAAGAAGGAUUCACAGAAGUUGAGGUAUCUCAACAGCGCGUUUUUCUUCUUGGAGAGAACCGGUGGGAAGAACCCUCUAGGCUUGUUGGCAGGGACAAAAAGGGUGGUGGAAACAAGCCCAAGGAUGCUACAACAAAGUGUCUGACUUGUCGUGGGGAGGGCCGAUUAAUGUGCACAGAAUGUGAUGGAACAGGUGAGCCAAACAUCGAACCACAGGUAAGGGAAUGCUUGAGAUCCUUGACAAAUUUUGCUUUAGUAAUUGUUCUCCUGGUAUUAUUUAUGAUUAUGAUCCCAUACCUAAGUUUUGUGGUGCAGUUUCUGGACUGGGUAGAUGAAGGGGUCAAGUGUCCAUACUGUGAAGGCCUUGGACAUACAAUAUGUGAUGCAUGUGAAGGAAAAACCACGAUAUAGGUGUAAUGUGCAGUUACUCAUACCUAGAUGUCUGUAUUAUAUAGUCAUUGAUUAUUUUACAGUCAUAGACAGAGCUAUGCAUAGGUAUGGUAAAAGAAAUGAGAUACAUAACAAUUUUACAACAGAAUGGUCGUGGGCAUGUCGCCAAAAUGUUCAUUUCUGAUAUGUGAAGCCACGGUCUAUUAAAGUCUUUCCACCA
Vitis vinifera (wine grape) is the source of this 1518-nucleotide messenger RNA. Its product is annotated as protein disulfide isomerase pTAC5, chloroplastic. The record is from RefSeq and is a predicted model, not a curated record. The transcript is spliced from 5 exons. NCBI's taxonomy places the organism in Eukaryota, Viridiplantae, Streptophyta, Magnoliopsida, Vitales, Vitaceae. Bases 102 to 1319 code for a protein of 405 amino acids.